AUGCACGCGAUGCCGCGCAAGCGGAAGGAUUCUCAAGAUAGUGACUAUGGCUACUCUCAACGGAUCCACGUAUCCCAUCUCCGCAAUGUGUGGCUUGCAUUGAAGCUGGCUGUCUUCAGAGACUCCAUGGCUGCGCGCGUGAAGGGACUCCGCUUACUGCGAGACGCAUUGAUCAACUAUGGAGCCCAUGAAGGUCUAUAUACCGCCGACAACUUCUGGGGGACGCGGUCCGACAAGGAGAAUGUAAAGGAUAUGGUGGAGGAUUUCGCAUACUCUCUCGCGAGAGAAACGCAGCCAGAAGACAUUUCAGAGUGGAUUGAGGCCAACUGGAAGAAUUUGAGGACGCCUACCAAUGCAUUUCCGCUCUUCCCCCGUCGCUUUGAGUUCGAUGUGAAGGACAUAGUCAAAUCCUCACGGCAAUUCCAUGCAGAGGAGACAGAUGGACUCGUAUCUUGCAUGGCUGACAGCGACGUGAAUCCUUCCGACGUCGCAGAUGAUCCUCACGUGCACAAGGAGAGUAUUCGCGGUGUAAGCGCAAGGAAGCAGAACCGCCUGGACAAGAAGCAGGAAAAUGCGGAGCAUGCACGCAACAUACUUCGUGCAGGAAAAAAGGGGGGCAUGAAGUGCGAGGAGUGCAAAAAACGUCGCAAGGGAUGCUUUUUUGACGACAGAUCCCUCAGUGGUUAUGUCAGCAAGCAACUCAGUGGAAACAUUACUAGCGACAGACAGCCUCAUGCACAGGCCGACAUGCAGUCCCCAUCGCUUGAUGGCGACGUUUCGACAAUACAAACGGGAAAAACGCGUUCAGAGCGGGAAGCCAAACGGAAUGGGAAGCGUCACGCCCAUUUUGGCGACGAGGGGCCGGAGCAGCGUUUGACGAUGCACACUGACGAAGACCGCUACUCGCCGGUACACCGUGCAGAAGUCUGCGUUCCCGCUACCGACAUCGCGCUCGACCUCUAUCGGCCAAUGGAAGAGCUGAUGCUUUCUUACGCACGUGGGACUGAUCCCGCAGUAGGAAUCGCCUCGGAGAACGGGUCUGCACCUUCGAAUCAUAGGCAAGGUGGUGGCAUGAUGCCAGUGGAAGCUAUGAAGGUCGAAGAGAUUCAGGCCCUCGUCGACGAACGCAGGAAGGAGCUGGCCCUUGUCCGGGCUGAGGUAUUCUAUCAGGAGCAGGCAAGGGAUUUUGCACAGCGUGAGAUUAUGACGAGGGAGGUGGACAUCGAGAGGAUGGAAGCUCAACUCAAGGAUCUGCAGUCAGUUCAUAAAACGUCAGACGCCCGCCAUCGAGGGAACAACAUAUCGUCUGGGAGCGAUCGUGAGGUCGACAUCCUGAUCUUGACCAUUGACGGAAUAAUGGCAAAACUUUCGAAGAGCGCUUCGGAGAAGGAGGGGGAUCGAAUCUCGGACACCAUACAGAAGUGGUGUGAUGCGUGCACAAAGGACACGAUGACGACCUUCCAGUCUGCCAAGGUGAUCCUGAGCGAGUUACGUGCAGCGUUGGUUGAGCUCGGGCUCCACAUCGGAGUCUACUCCGGCAAAAGGCCUGAGCCGACAUGGAUUGUGGUGGAGCUGCAGAAGAUCGUAGGGUUCGUUAGUGGAAGAGGAUCAAACAGGGAUGUUCGCAAGUGGCUCGAAGCUGAGUGGCCUGAGUUACUGGGAGACAGAGAGUCUUGUUGGCCCAGGCUUGCCGACGUUCCCGGUGGCAACAACAUCGCUGAAACUGAUGACCCGAUGGCUGGCGAUGAUGCCGACCGGGAGGAUCAUGGAGACAGUGGCGACGAUGAGGAAGAUACGGAUGAGGGCUCACCUCCGCGACCUUCUCAGUCGGGUAAACCAAAGCGAGCCGCCAUUCUCGCGGAGGAGUCCAAGGCUGCGAUAAAGGUGAAGGCGGAUGAGUAUCGAAAGGAGUUGAAGAAGCUGAUCCGUCCUGAACAGUGUGACUACUGUCGGACUGCGACACGGGCCGUCAGGGAAUGCAUUGUCGACAAGGGAGGUGUCACCUGCGGGACCUGCAGGACCGCUGGCAAGGGAUGCUAUUUCAACGGGUACUCCCUUAAUGGGACGCAGAGCAAAAAGGCUCUCACUGGGACACUCCAAGAUAACGACGACCUUGCAGCCAACUCGAAGGGGAUCGAGAGGUCGACAGAAGUGGAAGUGCCCAUUGCGACGGGCCGUCAGACACGUCAUUCAGCAUCGUCGCCUGGAAAGCUCAAGCCUCCCCCACAGCCGACUCGAAAAAGGGGACGGAAGGCAGCUGAGGAAGAUGAACGUGAUCUCGCUACUUCGACAAAGCCACACGCGUCGAAGCCCGAGAAGGAGGGCGCGACAGCGAGCAAAGACGAGCAUGCCGAGCCCACGGAGGACGCCCCCCGCCGCAAGCGGGCAAAGCCUGAGAUAGCGGGAUUAUCGAGCGCAGGGGACGGCAGGACUCCUCUACCUUUCACGUCUGCGUUAACAGUCUCAUCAGCUGGGCAGUCAGCUGCAUUGUCUGGUGUCGGCGCGACGGGAUCCGUUCGCCGCGUAACGGAUAAACAGCUGUCCGACUUCGAGAACCUCAACAUCAAGGAUGUUGAAGCCGCUUCUGGCAGGCUGGACGCCUCAUCGACAAGCCUUGUCUACGGAGCUGUCGACGAUAACACUGCUGCUGUACGUGUGGUAGCCAGCUUCAUCAAGACACUUGAGCAGAGGCAGGCGACAGUCGCUACAUCAAUGGAAACAUUGACGCAGGAGCACGCUUGGCUAGGCGCUAACCUGGCCGAAUACACACAGGUUCUGGAGGACUUGCAGCAAGGCGGUAUGGCAGACGCGGGCGGCAGUCGCCUGCCUAGCAGCUCCCAAGAGCCGUCUCAACCUGACGCUCGUGUUGGUGGUCGGGCUGUAUCCAAUACACGCCGUGGGCGGUGA
Molecule: messenger RNA, 2907 nt
Organism: Fomitopsis serialis
Lineage: Eukaryota; Fungi; Basidiomycota; Agaricomycetes; Polyporales; Fomitopsidaceae
Exons: 11
Coding region: 1-2907 (968 amino acids)
Source: RefSeq, a predicted model, not a curated record